ACUACAAGAGAAGCGUCGGAUGUUGCCUCUUCUAAAUGCGUAGCUGCUUUGGAGAAUAUGGACGAUAUGUGUCGCGUCAAAGUCAGGCAUUCAUCCAGGAAGUGUCCUCACGUCAGCUGAGUGGAGCCGUGACAGCUCGGCUAGCUGCCCGUCAGAGACGGCGUGAGACGGACGGCAGAGUUUCUCCACAAAUAUAAGUGAAGGAAACCAGCGAUGUAAACCAACGGUUGGGUGUGGAUUUGUAGUCGUUGUAGAGGAUCACCAGUCAACAUGCCUCUGAUACCAGUCGUGCCAGAGAACCACAGUCACAUACUGGCAGAGUUUGACUGCCUCGAUCCACUUCUGUCUGCUCUCCGUUUGGACUCGGGCCGGCUCAAGUGUACCUGUUUGGCAGUGUCAAGGAAGUGGCUCGCUUUAGGAACAUCAGCAGGAGGGUUGCACCUGAUCCAGAAGGAGGGCUGGAAGCAAAGGCUCAUCCUCACUCACAAGGAGGGAUCUAUCGCUCAGGUGGCUUGUUGCCCUCAUGAUGAAGACUUUAUCGCUGUUGCAACAAGUCAGGGUCUGGUGGUGGUGUGGGAGCUGCAGCUGGAGCGGCGGGGUCGUCCGGAGAGAGUGAGUGUGUCCUGGGAGCACAGAGGUCAGGCCAUCACUGCACUCUGCUGGGACACCAGCACGCUCAGAGUUUUCGUCGGGGACACGGGAGGCAAGGUGUCCUUCCUCCGUGCAGGAUCCUCCAAGAUGGGCAAGGGGUCAUCAUUCGUUAUCUUCCCCGUUCAGACCGUCACCACUGUGGACUCCAGAGUGGUUCAGCUUGGGUACCAAGAUGGUCGCCUGCUGAUAUCUUCCCUGAGCCGCUGCUACCUCUGUGACACAGAGAGGGAAAAGUUCUGGCGUGUUGGAAAUAAGGAGCGUGAUGGGGAGUAUGGAGCAUGUUUCUUCCCUCAGAACAGGGGAUUAUUAGUUGGUCAGCCCCCCCUGCUGUACUCUGCCCGGCCGGGGUCUCGAAUAUGGGAGGCCAGUUUCAAUGGUGAGGUUCUGAGCACCCAUCAGUUCAAACAGCCACUGGCCUGUCCUCCUCUGCCUCUCAUCACUUACAGAGAUGAGCCACAACAUUACAACCCAGUGCCGAAGAGCCCCCAGUCAAUCACCUUCCAGAAACUGCUUUAUUUUGGAGACCAAAACUUGCUGACCUGGACUGAUUCAGCUAUUUAUAUCUUCACACCUCAGAACGGACAAGUGCUUCUGUGGACUGAAGUCAAAGACUUGGUUGACAUCGCGGUCUACCGCAACGAGCUCUUCUGUCUCCACGGCAGUGGACGUCUGUCCCACCUCUCCCUGUUAUCUGCUGAGCGCUGUGUUGAGCGUCUGCUCCGGAGGGAGUCCUGGCCUCUAGCUGCUCUGGUCUGCUGCAUGUUCCAGCACACAAUCACCACCAGCAGGGCCAGGAAAGCUAUUCCCAUCGACCGCCUCGAACAUCUCAGGUCCCAGCUCAGCUCCAGCACGCACCUGGAUCUGACCGGCCAGCUGGAGGACGUCAUCACUAAACUGGAGCCUUUGGACUCCGCCUCCAGCAGCCGAAGAAGUAGCAUCUCCUCACAUGAGAGCUUCAACGUCCUCGACUGUGGAAUCUAUCGUGUGAUCAGCCGCAGAGGAAGUCAGUCGGAUGAGGAGACGAGCUCCCUCAUCAAUCAGUCCAUGUCAGAGGAGGAGCGGCUCAAAGAGUUCAGCUUUGUGCAGGAUGACGAUCCGGUGGAUCCUGAUCCACAGAGCAGUGAGCGUGUGGAGGCUGAGCGAUCUGAGCAAGGCCUGCCGUUCCACCUCCCCCUCUCAUUCCGUCCCAAACCCCCCCGCAUCGCUCUGCAGGCUGUCAAAGACAGUGUUUCUAGUUUUGUUAAGAAGACAACAGAGAAGAUCAACACCCUCCAGAUGAACUCUGAGCUCUGGCAACGGCCUGAAUUCAGGGACAGCGGACAUUCGGAAAUGUCAGCCUCAGCUUCCUACUCGGAGGAAAUGGACAAUGAAGUUUAUGAUGAAAUGCCAAACUCAGAGUCCGACAUGCAGGAACUUCGAUCAGCGACAGAGCGAGCUAUCUCCCAGAUCCAAGAUCCUUUGGUGCUCCUGGAUCCAUUCUGCCUGGGAGAAACUCUGCAGGACUGGCUGGUGGUGCUGGAGCGAAUACUCGGACCUGUAGAGCACAGGUCAGCUGCUGCGGGUGAUUCAAAUGUGGAUGAACCAGGAAAGGAGAGGUGGGAUUAUCUAAACUCCUGCUCAGAGCAACAAGAGGAGUCUUUGUUCUCGUCAGGAGAACCAACAGAGAGCAUCGCAGAGGAGAAGAGAGAAGAGUCUCGUGAGCUGGAAGAGAGAGAGGACCAGUGUGACUCCACUGAGAAGAAGCCGGACGUUUCAAAUGGGAGCCCUCCAGACCCUGUCCGAGUUGAGUCUCCCAAACCUGUACCAUCGGAUCUACUGGCUAAUCUCACCCAGCUGGCAACAUUAUACACAGAGAUGAGCUGCUUUAUAAACCAGGAGAAUAAAGUAUUGGGUUGCACAACUUUCCUGCGCCCUUACUUCUUUCUGCUGGACCACGAGCGUGUGAGGAGAAUGUGUCUGCUGUGUUAUCAGGAUCAGCCGGAGGUGCAGAGCUCCUUCAUCGAGGCCAUGCUAGGUCUCACUCAGUCCAGUAAGGUGGUGGAGGUUAUUCAGAGAGGUGAUUUACUGAGAUCACUGCGCAGUCUGAGAGAGCUGCAGCCCUGGAGUGCCCCUCCCCUCCUCGCUCACUUACACAGGCUGUAUCAGAAGCACGGCGAGGCGGCUGUACGCUCAUUUACACAGUUCUAUCCUACGAUAACUCCUGCUGAUGUAAUGACCAUGGCUCAACAAAGCCACUUCCUGGCGUACCUGGAUAAUCUGAUCCAAUCACAAACUGAGGAGCACAGGUUGUCAUUUUUGCAGUCCCUUCUUGAACCAGAAUCCCUGAGACAGGAUUGGCUGGAGCUGGCACUUACCCACGAUGCCCCUCAACGCUGUGAUACGCUGAGCUCUGAUGGACAGCCCAGGUGGCAUUCUCAUUGUUUCAGUUGGGGUUAUGGGCGCCUCCUGUCUCUCCUGAUUCAUCUUCCUGCUGACCUGUCCUCCAAGCAGAAGAUGGCAGAAACUUGCCGCAGUCACGGAUAUUGGACGGGCUACAUCUACCUCUGCUGUGAGCUGCGGUGUCGCAAAGAAGCGUUCGCCACCAUCUGUCGGCUGGAUGACAUCAGUCUGAUGGAGGAAGCUGAUGGUGUUGUGCCUCAGACCUUGGAAGAGUGGAAGCUCUUGAUCCAGUUAUCUCAGCAAUGCAGCAGUGAGGUCGACUCAGAGCAGGUCACAGGUGUGAAUGGGAGCAGCUGGUCCAACGGCUCGGCAGAUUGUGGUGGAAAGAUCAGCCCAGAGAACCUGACCCUGAUGCUGGCCCGAACAGCCGGGCCCGACCGCGCCAUGGCCGUCCUGGAGGAGUGUGGAGUGCAGUUGGUCCUUUCGCCACACUCCAAACUGGUCUGUGAGCUUCUGAGAGUCACUGAGAAGAGGCAGAGAGCAAUGAUCCAGACGAUGCUUGAGCGCUGUGAUCGCUUCCUCUGGUCUCAGCACGCCUAAAGAAAGAUCAGCUGCAGCUUCUCUACACCAAAUAACAUGACUAACACUGUAUGUAAAUCUGCCCAGUAACUGCUGCUGUAGCUGCAACGGAAGUUGUGCACUGUAUUAUUAUUAUUAUUAUUAUUUAUAAAACGUUUCCAGUUUAAAUUAAGGUACAUAUCUUCCAGUGAAAACAGUAUUAUCGUAUUAACUUUUACUUUUACUUAAAUGUGUUUUUUGCAUGUACAGGACAAAAAUCAAGUAUCAACAAUUACAGUGAAAUGUCCAACCAACUGAUAUGUGAAUAAAAGUUCUGUAUUUUUAUUUUUUGUUUGUUUGUUAAAAGAACAAAAUGUUUCUGUUGGCAUGAUGAUAGUCCAGCCUGGUAAAUGUGUGUUUUUCCCAUCCAUGCACGUCAAUAAGAUUGGGGAAAGUCCACAUACCGAGCACCCAAUAAACACAAGAGUGGCUCUAAUCCAACCUGCAGUUUCCUUAAUAUUUGUGUGUUUCUGUUUAUUUCUGCACAGCAAAAGCUUAAAAAAUGGAAGUUUAAAUAUUUUUUCUUUACUUUAAAUGAUAAUGUAAUCCCAUAUGUCCCUAGUAUCCAGUCAUAUAGAUAGUUAGGGUUUAUUUCUUAAGGGUUGUGAGAGCAUUAAACCUAAAACAACCACCUAAAACAAUCCACAUAACUAGAAACCAUUAAAAAUAAGUUGGAAAGGCCGGUGAAAUGGCCUUUUAUCUUCCUGUAUUUCAAGUAUUUGUAUUUUCUUCAACAGGACAUUCUUGUGAAUAAAACAUUUCUACAUUUCAGAUCUUGAAUGUCACAUAAAGUGGAUUAUGGGUAAUGUGGUUCAACAGAGAUAAUAUUAAUAACAUCGUAAUGAAAUGGGACUGAUGACUAAUUUGAUGGUAUCACACACCUGGAGCAUCAAAGGGAAGACGCAGACAGCCUGGUGCUUCAUGUGUGAGACACAACCAAACUUUGAGUCACUUCCUCUACCCUGGUUUAACUGAGACCUUUCUGUUCCUUUUUUCAUCCUCAUCCCUGGUUCUUCAGUCAUUUCCCAGAAUCCUCAUCUUCCAGCUCACCCACCUGUCUGCAUCACUGGCACAGGGACGAUCAGAUUGAACAUGUGGCAAAGACAGACACACUUGUAAUGAAAAUGAAAGAUGUACUUUACAUGUCAUUGUGAAAUUCCCUCUGGCUGCUAAAUAAUAAUAAAUGAGCCCGUCUUUUCAAUCUGC
Molecule: messenger RNA, 4854 nt
Organism: Anarrhichthys ocellatus (wolf-eel)
Lineage: Eukaryota; Metazoa; Chordata; Actinopteri; Perciformes; Anarhichadidae
Gene: hps5
Product: HPS5 biogenesis of lysosomal organelles complex 2 subunit 2
Exons: 23
Coding region: 271-3630 (1119 amino acids)
Biological process (GO): developmental pigmentation
Cellular component (GO): cytoplasm
Molecular function (GO): protein binding
Source: RefSeq, a predicted model, not a curated record